UUCGGCUUCGGACCAGAUCGGCACCGGCGUUUUUUUUUUUAUAAUUGCAAUUAGUAGUUACCCUCUGGAUAGUCGAUAUUCGAUAAAUCAGCGUAUACGUGGAAUUUUAAUUUUGUUCAUUCGGUAUAACAAACAUAAAAUGGUUAAAGUUGAAGUGAAAUAUACUAAGCUUUUCAUCAACAAUGAAUGGGUGGAUGCUGUCAGUAAGAAGACCUUUCCGACAAUAAAUCCACAAGAUGAAAAUGUCAUCACUAACGUUGCUGAAGGAGAUAAGGCUGAUAUUGACAUAGCUGUCGCCGCAGCGAGGAAAGCAUUUCAUCGUUACUCAAACUGGCGUACAAUGGAUGCAUCGAGAAGAGGAAUGCUACUGUUGAAACUAGCUGAACUUAUUGAAUCGCAAGCUAGAUACUUAGCGGAACUCGAAACUCUAGAUUGCGGAAAACCAGUUAAAAUAGCUGAAGAAGAAGUUUACUAUUCAACUAGCGUCUUAAGAUACUACGCAGGAAAAGCUGACAAAAUUUUGGGCAGCACGAUUCCUGCUGAUGGCGAUGUUUUGUCUAUGACCUUAAAAGAACCUGUUGGUGUAUGCGCCCAAAUUAUACCAUGGAAUUACCCAAUUCCUAUGCUCUCAUGGAAAAUAGCUCCAGCUCUAGCAGCAGGAUGCACGGUGGUAUUGAAGCCCGCAGAACAAACCCCACUAACAGCCCUCGCGAUCGGUGCUCUUAUCAAAGAGGCAGGAUUCCCUCCGGGGGUAGUGAACAUAGUUCCCGGGUACGGUCACACCGCUGGGGCAGCUCUCACUCACCACCCUGAUGUGGAUAAGGUCGCUUUCACUGGUUCUACAGAGGUGGGAAAACUUAUCUUAGGUGCCGCUCCUGUCGCCAACCUUAAAAGAGUAACAUUGGAGUUGGGAGGAAAGAGCCCAUUAGUGGUGUUUAAUGAUGCUGAUGUUGAGAAGGCAGCUCAGAUCGCGCACGCGGCGGCUUUCGCGAACGGCGGGCAAUGUUGCUGCGCCGGUACGCGCACAUACGUGCAGGCCGGUGUCUAUGACCAGUUCGUGACCAAGGCCGCAGAGAUCGCGCGGAACAGGUGUGUCGGGGAUCCCUUCGAUGACGUACAACAAGGACCGCAGAUCGACAAGGAGAUGUACAACAAGGUGCUGUCGUACAUCGAGGCGGGGCGGGCGGAGGGCGCGCGUUGCGUGGCGGGCGGCGGGAAGCUGGACAGGAAGGGGUACUACGUCCAACCCACCGUGUUCGCUGAUGUCAAGGACGACAUGAAGAUCGCGAGAGAAGAGAUCUUCGGACCAGUCCAGAGCGUUUUCAAGUUCGAUACAUUCGAAGAAGUUAUUGACCGCGCAAACGACACCAACUACGGUCUUGGCGCUGGCGUUAUUACCAAUGAUAUCACCACAGCUUUGACCUUCGCUAAACAUGUCCGUGCCGGAUCCGUGUGGAUAAAUACAUAUGAUCACGUAUCUAGUCAAACUCCAUUUGGUGGAUUCAAAGACUCUGGUCUCGGAAGAGAAUUGGGCGAGGAUGGUAUUAAUCAAUAUUUAGAAAUAAAGACUGUUACUGUGGCACUUCCUAAGAUUCCUCUAUUAUAAUAAAAAAAAUAAUAAUAUUUUGUUGAUUUUGUUACUCGGUAAUACACUGUAUUAUUUGAAAUAAAAGUUUGCAAUAUA
Messenger RNA from Vanessa tameamea, 1684 nucleotides. RefSeq names its product aldehyde dehydrogenase X, mitochondrial-like. The transcript has 11 exons. Gene Ontology annotation, molecular function: aldehyde dehydrogenase (NAD+) activity. The record is from RefSeq and is a predicted model, not a curated record. Lineage: Eukaryota; Metazoa; Arthropoda; Insecta; Lepidoptera; Nymphalidae. Bases 140 to 1606 code for a protein of 488 amino acids.